Rotaria socialis is the source of this 831-nucleotide messenger RNA. The record is from the annotation of a GenBank genome assembly. NCBI's taxonomy places the organism in Eukaryota, Metazoa, Rotifera, Eurotatoria, Philodinida, Philodinidae.
AUGGGUCAAAUUCUCGACCGAGAAAUUGCCGGGCCGACAAGCAAUAAUCAAAAUCAAAUCAUCAAAUUUUCUGAUAUAACUCAAUUACCUCCUGAAUUAGCUUUUCAAAUUCUCAAAAAUUUAAAUGCAACUGAUCUAUGUCUUGCUGCAUGUGUCUGGCAAACAUUAGCGAACGAUGAAAUUCUUUGGCUUGGAUUAUGUAAAUCAAAUUGGGCUUAUGCAUCGAUUUAUAGUCGAGCUCGUGGGGAAGGGAUUUCAUUUCGUAAAAUAUUUUUACAACUCGACGAAGGAACGUUACGAUUCAAUGCUGGACAAGGUCUACAAUAUUUCAUUGAAAAUAGAUUGCUGGAUGAUUCAUGUGAAGAACUAACUAAAUUUAUUCAUAAUACAAGAAAACUACGAGCUGGUGAAAAACGUAGAUUAUUACAAACGCGCCGUGAUAUAUUGGAACGUCUGAUUGAGCUGCAAUCCUAUGAAAAUCAAUUUUUACCCAAUGCUCUACGUCAAUUCUUUGCCAAACUGGAUGCGCCCGAAGAUCGUAAUGAAUAUUUAUCAUUCUUAAUUGAAAAUUUUUCUAAACGUUUUCAUGAAUGUAACAAAGAUCUUGGCUUAUCUACUGAAACAAUUUACGUACUUUGUUUUUCAUUGAUUCUUCUUUCUAUUGAUUUAACGUCACCACAUGUUAAAAAUAAAAUGUCAAAACGUGAAUUUAUACGUAAUACACGCCGUGCCAUAAUUAAUGGAGCAUUGAAUGAUGAAUUAGCUGGCCAUCUUUAUGACAAUGUUUAUUUAAUUGGACAUGUAGCUCGUUCAACUGCAAGUGCACAUUAG